This is a messenger RNA of Zychaea mexicana, 340 nucleotides long. RefSeq lists its product as uncharacterized. The coding region runs from base 30 to 227 and encodes 65 amino acids. The record is from RefSeq and is a predicted model, not a curated record. NCBI's taxonomy places the organism in Eukaryota, Fungi, Mucoromycota, Mucoromycetes, Mucorales, Lichtheimiaceae. The transcript is spliced from 3 exons.
UAAAUAACAGAACAUACCAGUUCCAGUCCAUGUUCAAGUGGGCGCUCCAAAAGGAAAACAAAAAUCGAGCACGCUAUGCUCAUGUCGAGCGACAGGCUCAUCCGGAUCAAGAUAUCCCGGAGAUACAGGAGGUGUAUGAUAUGUUGAGAGGACAUCCGGCUUCAGCGCCUACUUCGGAAGGUUUCCGAAAUUACAUCAGAAUGUUGAGUGGCGUGCACAGACAGUAAGUUACUCAGCUAUGUCGAUAUAUAUCUUUUUUCUGCGCGCAAAAGCGCAUUGGAGAAUCUUGCCAACAGAUUGAUAGGGUUGGAUCACCGUGAAGAUGUAAGUAUCUUUCUGU